UAGCAAAAUGUCAACAUACAUAUUAUAUUGAAUAGGAUUUAUCUAUUUUUCUCAAUUACUUGCAAUUUCUAAAUAAAAUCAUGGACGCAGAGAAUUUAAAGAGCUGGGUAUCACAACCAGACGUCUGUCGGUGCUGCCUUUCAGCCAGCGGUACCUGGGACCUCACAGCAUCGUACGUAACAGAGGCUGGGAUCAAAGAAGUCUUUUCAGACAUUUUACAGGAAUGUUACGGAAUAUCUCUCUCGUACUUAUCAGAGUGGGGGCCAAGUCGGCUGGUGUGUGCGCUGUGUGUAGGGCACCUGCGGGACGCCACCGGCUUCAAGAAACAAGUGCAAGAAGCAGACAGAUACUUUACAGAAUAUCUUAGUAAUAAAGACUGUGUUGAAAUGAUAAAGACUGAGCCAGAUGCGGACUACUGUGCAGAUGACUUUGCUGAGCAAAUGGGAAUUCCGGGAACGGACACACAUCUAUUGAGAAAACAUGUGAAGUCAACAUUAAAACAAAAUAAAUCUGCAAAUAGAAAGAGACACAAACAUUCAAGAGCUAAAGAAAAAACAAGGAAAGACUCUGACUGUGAUUCCGAUACACCUCUGACAUUACUGUCGAAAAGAAGUCAGGAUAUUGACGCAAAUAAUAUUGAUGUCAAUAUUAAUGAUAAUAUGGGACAUAUGGAUCUAGGAUGUGAAGAAACUGACGAUAAGACUGAUAAUCCAAUAGCAGAAUCAUCGAGUUGGAAAUCUCCAAGAGUGACUCCCGAAAGCUACAUCGAAAAUCGUCAUCUUAGAUCCAACAUCACGCUAAUAUUGAAAAACUCCACAAUAUUACCUUUCAAACAUAUUAACAAAUAUAAAUACACCUGCCUCUAUUGCGACAGCUCAUAUUUGUUUUUCAAACAAUUAAAAAUACAUAUUAACGAUAAACAUAACAAAGUUACCGAAAAGGAAAUAUCAAGGCGUUUAAAAACACCUAAAAACUUAAUAAAAGCUGAAGUAAGCGAAAUAAGGUGUAAGCUGUGUGAUAAUACUUUAAAAAGUAUAGAUACUUUAAUAGAUCAUUUAGUUAAAAACCAUAAUAAAAUUUACUACAAUACUUCCAAAUUUAAACCAUCGCAUGGAAUUUUAGGUUUCGACUUGACAUCCGAAAAAUUCCGAUGUCACAUUUGCAAAAGAGAAUUUCGAUUUUUCAAAAACCUUUCGAUUCAUAUGAACGAGCACAGCGCCAAUUUUGUAUGCCAUUAUUGCGGUAAAAAAUUCUUAUCAGACCAUAGAUUGCACGCACAUGUAAAAAUGCAUAAAGAAAACGAUUUAAAAUGUAAAGUUUGCGAAAAACAGUUUCGCAGUUCUUCCGCUAGGGCUUAUCAUGUCAGAAAAAUUCACAGCAAGACUGCUUAUAAAUGCCCAGAAUGUGACGAAGUGUUUUUGCAGUAUCAAAAACGGAUGCAACACUUGGUAGAAGCACAUAACCUUAAAAAGCCAGAAUAUAAGUGUGAUAUUUGUCAUAAAAACUAUGCUAGCUCCGGGGGCCUCAGCGCUCAUGUACAGUAUUCACAUUUAAAAAAUAGGGAAUAUCCGUGUCAAAUAUGCGGAAAAAACUUCGGGUAUAAAUGGACUUUGAAAAAACAUUUAGUUGUUCAUUCUGGGGCAAAGAAUUUUGAAUGUAAGUUUUGUAGUAAACGAUUUGCUGAACCUUAUACUCUAAAGGUACAUUUGCGUAUACAUUUAAAUGAGAAGCCCCAUUCUUGUGCAAUAUGUAAAGCUGCAUUUAUACAAAAAUGUAGUUUAAAAAAUCAUAUACGUAUUCAUCAUCCCGAUUUAGAAAUUGAUUUGAAAAAGAUGUAAAUGAUUUUAUAAAUAUAUU
Molecule: messenger RNA, 1857 nt
Organism: Cydia amplana
Lineage: Eukaryota; Metazoa; Arthropoda; Insecta; Lepidoptera; Tortricidae
Product: zinc finger protein 614-like
Exons: 5
Coding region: 81-1838 (585 amino acids)
Biological process (GO): regulation of transcription by RNA polymerase II
Cellular component (GO): nucleus
Molecular function (GO): DNA-binding transcription factor activity, RNA polymerase II-specific; RNA polymerase II transcription regulatory region sequence-specific DNA binding; zinc ion binding
Source: RefSeq, a predicted model, not a curated record